Linum trigynum is the source of this 5141-nucleotide messenger RNA. The record is from the annotation of a GenBank genome assembly. Lineage: Eukaryota; Viridiplantae; Streptophyta; Magnoliopsida; Malpighiales; Linaceae.
GGAUGGCAUUUUCGUAAUUAUUUGAGCAAUUUUUUUUGAAAGUCCAUUUUCCUUGGAUUUUGAAGGAUAAAGAUGGUGGAUUCGUCUUGAUGCUAUUCUGCAACGACCAUUAAGUCCAUCCAGGGCCAAUUUUAGCGGAUUUCUUCCGGGUCCAUUUUUGCAGACUCCAAAGGGGUACCAUCACAGAUUUUGGGCAAUUUUUCCGAAAUGCAAUUUUCUUUCGAUUUUGGAGGCUACAGAUCACGCAUUCGGCUCGAGGCUAUUCUCCACCGAUAAUAAAGUCUAUUGAUCCUAUUCUCCGUCGGUGAUUAAGUCAAUUAAGCACCGAAUUGGGCCAAUAUAUUUUGGGAUGGCAUUUUCGGAAUUAUUUGAGCAAUUUUUUUUUUGAAAGGCCAUUUUACUUGGAUUUUGAAGGAUAAAGAUGGUGGAUUCGGCCUGAGGCUAUUCUUCAACGACGAUUAAGUCCAUCCAGGGCCAAUUUGGGCGGAUUUCUUCUGGGUCCAUUUUUAGCAGACUCCAAAGGGGUACCCUCACCGAUUUUGGACAAUUUUUCCGAAAUGCCAUUUUCUUUCGAUUUUGGAGGCUACAAAUCACUGAUUCGGCUCGAGGCUAUUCUCCACCGAUAAAAAAGUCUAUUGAUCCUAUUAUGCGCCGAUGAUUAAGUUAAUUAAGCACCGAAUAUGGCCAAUAUAUUUUGGGAUGGCAUUUUCGUAAUUAUUUGUGAAAUUUUUUUUGAAAGGCCAUUUUGCUUGGAUUUUGAAGGAUAAAGAUGGUGGAUUCGGCCAGAGGCUAUUCUUCAACGACGAUUAAGUACAUCCAGGGCCAAUUUUGGCUGAUUUCUUCCGGGUCUAUUUUUGGCAGACUCCAAAGGGGUACCAUCACAGAUUCCGGGUGAUUUUUCCGAAAUGCCAUUUUCUUUCGAUUUUGGAGGCUACAGAUCACGGAUUUGGCUCGAGGCUAUUCUCCACUGAUAAUAAAGUCUAUUGAUCCUAUUCUGCGCCGAUGAUUAAGUUAAUUAAGCACCGAAUAUCGCCAAUAUAUUUUUGGAUGGCAUUUUCGUAAUUAUUUUGAAAGGCCAUUUUCCUUGGAUUUUGAAGGAUAAUGAUGGUGGAUUCGGCCUGAGGCUAUUCUUCAACGAGGAUUAAGUCCAUCUAGGGCAGAUUUCUUCCGGGUCCAUUUUUGGCAGACUCUAAAGGGGUACCAUUACACAUUUCGGACGAAUUCUUGUGAAACUUUAGUGCAGGUCUAAAUUAACAAACAAGCAAAGCAACUAAACGGUUGUUUUCAGGUUAAGAGAGGUCACCCGGAUAUGGUGCCCCCUAGACUGCAGUUAAGCCGGAUUUCAAUUACCAAGUUCAAUUUCUAUGAUAGUUAUACUGCGGAAGGUUCUUAAGCAGUCUGAAGUCUCGACUAAAGGUCUCCAGACCCUCCCAAUCUGAGUCUCUAGCGGGCGACUAACUUCCACCGCAGUAAACAGAUUGAGGCCCUAACGAACAAAACCUCCACUACCGAAGUAAAUUCGGUACAGAAUAGUGAGUUGGCUCCUCGACUAAAGUCACCAACUCCCUACCUUCAAUCAAGGAUGCUCUAUCAACCUAGGCAGAUAUUCUCAUUCUAGGUUAAAGCAGAAACAACAGGAAUUUGAUCAAGAUUCAUGCCAUUCAAUCAUUCAAACCUCAAUUGAAUAUAAUCAAAUCAUAGAAUCAGUACUUGGGUUCAUACAAUCAAACCUAACAUACAAAUCUAGGGUUUCCCAUACCCAGAUGAAUGGGAGAACUACUCCAUGGAGAAAGAAGCAAAAGCAGAUUCAGACGCGGAAAUCAUACUGUGAAGGAUGGAUUUCUACUCCUUGACGUUGAUCGGCACUCCUCCAAGCUCAAGCCAAGCUCCAAUGGUGAUGAAGAUCAAGCUAGGGCACUUGGGAACUCUUGUUCGUCGCUUUCUCUCUCUAGGAAUCGCUCUGUCUCUCUAAAACUCGAAUCCCCUACUCUUUUGGCCGGAAUUUGCCUAAAAGGGCAUCACUGGGAAAAACACGGUCGAGGGCACGGCCGUGUUUUGCUCCAGCCCGCCCGUGCCCUUGCCACAUGGUAAAUACACGGCCAGCCUUUGGGGAAAACACGGGCGUGUUUGAUGAUGGACGCAGUCGUGUUCUGGGUCAGUACCGCCCGUGUUUUGAGUUAGUGUUUGUCAGUCUUGGAUCAAGCCUCGGCAGUAAAAACACGGUCCAGGAACACGGUCGUGCUUUGUUAUAGGCGUGCCCUUGUUUUGGCUCCAACUCGACCGAAUGACUUCCGAAUGCCCCGAAACUCGUGCUUAGCCUUUCCCUCGACGUCUGGGACCUGACAUAUGACAAAGUAGCACAACCCGGCGUAAAAUAGUCCAAAAACACACGACUAUGCCCCUCAAACGGAUAAGAACUAGGGGUGCAAAUAUGUGCAAUUACAUCAUUAUCAGAUGGCAUUUUCGUAAUUAUUUGAGCAAAUUUUUUGUUUUGAAUGCCAUUUUCCUUGGAUUUUGAAGGAUAAAGAUGGUGGAUUCGGCCUUAGGGUAUUCUUCAACGACGAUUAAGCCCAUCCAGGGCCAAUUUGGGCGGAUUUCUUCCGGGUCCAUUUUUGGCAGACUCCAAAGGUGUACCAUCACCGAUUUCGGACGAUUUUUCCGAAAUGCCAUUUUCUUUCUAUUUUGGAGGCUGCAGAUCACUGAUUCGGCACGAGGCUAUUCUCCACCGAUAAUAAAGUCUAUUGAUCCUAUUCUGCGCCGAUGGUUAAGUUAAUUAAGCACGGAAUAUGGCCAAGAUAUUUUUGGAUGGCAUUUUCGUAAUUAUUUGAGCAAUUUUUUUGAAAGGCCAUUUUCCUUGGAUUUUGAAGGAUAAAGAUGGUGGAUUCGGUCUGAGGCUAUUCUUUAACGACGAUUAAGUCCAUCCAGGGACAAUUUGGGCGGAUUUCUUCCGGGUCCAUUUUUGGCAGACUCCAAAUGGGUACCAUCACAGAUUUCGGGCGAUUUUUUCGAAAUGCCUUUCUUUCGAUUUUGGAGGCUACAGAUCACGGAAUCGGCUCAGGGCUAUUCUCCACCGAUAAUAAAGUCAAUUGAUCCUAUUCUGCGCCGGUGAUUAAGUCAAUUAAGCACCGAAUUGGGCCAAUAUAUUUUGUGAUGGCAUUUUCGUAGUUAUUUGAGCAAUUUUUUUUUUGAAAGGCCAUUUUCCUUGGAUUUUGAAGGAUAAAGAUGGUGGAUUCAGCCUGAGGCUAUUCUUCAACGACGAUUAAGUCCAUCCAGGGCCAAUUUCGGCGGAUUUCUUCCGGGUCCAUUUUUGGCAGACUCCAAAGGGGUACCAUCACAAAUUUCGGGCAAUUUUUCUGAAAUGCCAUUUUCUUUCGAUUUUGGAGGCUACAGAUCACGGAUUCGGUUCGAGGCUAUUCUCCACCGAUAAUAAAGUCUAUUGAUCAUAUUCUGCGCCGAUGAUUAAGUCAAUUAAGCACUGAAUUGGGUCAAUAUAUUUUGAGAUGGCAUUUUCGUCAUUAUUUGAGCAAAUUUUUUUUUUUGAAAGACUAUUUUCCUUUGAUUUUGAAGGAUAAAGUUGGGCGAUUCAGCCUGAGGCUAUUCUUCAACGACGAUUAAGUCCAUCCAGGGCCAAUUUGGGCGGAUUUCUUCCGGGUCCAUUUUUGGCAGACUCCAAAGGAGUACCAUCACCGAUUUCAGACGAUUUUUCCGAAAUGCCAUUUUCUUUCGAUUUUGGAGGCUACAGAUCACGGAUUCGGCUCGAGGCUAUUCUCCACCGAUAAUAGAGUCUAUUGAUCUUAUUCUGCGCCGGUGAUUAAGUCAAUUAAGCACAUUGAGCCAAUAUAUUUUGGGAUGGCAUUUUCGUAAUUAUUUGAGCAAUUUUCUUUGAAAGGCCAUUUUCCUUGGAUUUUGAAGGAUAAAGAUGGUGGAUUCGGCCUGAGGCUAUUCUUCAAAUACGAUUAAGUUCAUUCAGGGCCAAUUUGGGCAGAUUUCUUCCAGGUCCAUUUUUGGCAUACUAAAGGGGAACCAUCACAGAUUUCGGGCGAUUUUUCAAAAAUGCCAUUUUCUUUCGUUUUUGGAGGCUACAGAUCACAGAUUUGGCUCGAGGCUAUUCUCCAGCGAUAAUAAAGUCUAUUGAUCCUAUUCUGCGCCGAUGAUUAAGUCAAUUAAGCACCGAAUUGGGCCAAUAUAUUUUAGGAUGGCAUUUUCGUAAUUAUUUUGAAAGGCCAUUUUCCUUGGAUUUUGAAGGAUAAUGAUGGUGGAUUCGGCCUGAGGCUAUUCUUCAACGACGAUUAAGUCCAUCCAGGGCCAAUUUGGGCGGAUUUCUUCCGGGUCCAUUUUGGGCAACUCCAAAGGAGUACCAUCACCGAUUUCAGACGAUUUUUCCGAAAUGCCAUUUUCUUUCGAUUUUGGAGGCUACAGUUCACGGAUCGGCUCGAGGCUAUUCUCCACCGAUAAUAGAGUCUAUUGAUCUUAUUCUGCGCCGGUGAUAAAGUCAAUUAAGCACAUUGAGCCAAUAUAUUUUGUGAUGGCAUUUUUGUAAUUAUUUGAGCAAUUUUCUUUGAAAGGCCAUUUUCCUUGGAUUUUGAAGGAUAAAGAUGGUGGAUUCGGCCUGAGGCUAUUCUUCAAAUACGAUUAAGUUCAUUCAGUGCCAAUUUGGGCAGAUUUCUUCCAGGUCCAUUUUUGGCAUACUAAAGGGGAACCAUCACAGAUUUCGGGCGAUUUUUCAAAAAUGCCAUUUUCUUUCGAUUUUGGAGGCUACAGAUCACAGAUUUGGCUCGAGACUAUUCUCCAGCGAUAAUAAAGUCUAUUGAUCCUAUUCUGCGCCGAUGAUUAAGUCAAUUAAGCACUGAAUUGGGCCAAUAUAUUUUAGGAUGGCAUUUUCGUAAUUAUUUUGAAAGGCCAUUUUCCUUGGAUUUUGAAGGAUAAUGAUGGUGGAUUCGGACUGAGGCUAUUCUUCAACGAGGAUUAAGUCCAUCCAGGGCAGAUUUCUUCCGGGUCCAUUUUUGGCAGACUCCAAAGGGGUACCAUCACAGAUUUCGGGUGAUUAUUCUGAAAUGCCAUUUUCUUUGGAUUUUGGAGGCUACAGAUCACGGAUUCGGCUUGAGGCUAUUCUCCAGCGAUAAUAAAGUCUAUUGAUCCUA